AGCAGCACUGUAGUUUCAGUGGUUUGCAUGAGAGGUCGCUCGCUCCGUGUGCCACUCUUCCAUCACUGCGAAACAUGAAUCAUUGCGCCCUGGCUACAAUCGCUUGGUGAUCAUGGCGGACAGCGCAAGCGAGAGCGAUACUGAUGGAGCGGGGAGUAGCACAGCCGCCCCACAGUGUGCAUCGUCCUCAUCUUCCAGUAAACCAGGAAUAGUCAUUUCUCCGUUUCGACUAGAAGAGCUGACCAACCGACUAGCUUCCCUGCAACAAGAGAACAAAGUGCUGAAAAUCGAGCUAGAAACGUUCAAACUGAAGUGCAAAGCGCUUCAGGAGGAGAAUCGGGAUCUGCGUAAAGCUAGCGUCACUAUUCAAGCCAGGGCAGAACAAGAAGAGGAAUUCAUCAGCAACACCCUUUUCAAGAAGAUCCAGGCCCUGCAGAAGGAGAAGGAAACUCUCGCAGUCAAUUAUGAGAAAGAGGAGGAGUUUCUCACUAACGAACUCUCUCGAAAACUUAUGCAAUUACAACAUGAAAAGGCUGAGCUGGAGCAGCACUUGGAGCAGGAACAGGAGUUCCAGGUGAACAAGCUGAUGAAGAAGAUUAAGAAGCUGGAGAAUGACACCAUCUCCAAGCAGCUCACCCUGGAGCAGCUCAGACGAGAGAAGAUUGACCUUGAAAACACAUUAGAGCAAGAACAAGAAGCACUAGUUAAUCGACUGUGGAAGAGGAUGGACAAACUGGAAGCAGAGAAGAGAAUCCUGCAGGAGAAAUUAGACCAGCCCGUGUCUGCCCCUCCAUCUCCCAGAGACAUAUCCAUGGAGAUCGACUCUCCGGAGAACAUGAUGCGGCAUAUCCGGUUCUUAAAGAACGAGGUGGAGAGGCUAAAGAAGAACCUGAGGACUGCUGAGCUGCAGCACACGGAGAAGCGGGCGCAGUACAUCGAGGAGGAGCGGCACAUGCGGGAGGAGAACAUCCGGCUGCAGAGGAAGCUGCAGAGGGAGAUGGAGCGGAGGGAGGCGCUCUGCCGCCAGCUGUCCGAGAGCGAGUCCAGCCUGGAGAUGGACGACGAGAGGUAUUUUAAUGAGAUGUCUGCCCAAGGUCUUCGCCCCCGGACUGUGUCCAGUCCAAUACCUUACACACCUUCCCCCAGCUCCAGCAGGCCCAUAUCGCCUGGUCUAUCGUAUGCAAGCCACACAGUGGGGUUCACCCCUCCAGCCACCCUGACCCGGGCGGGCAUGUCUUAUUACAACACCCCAGGCCUCCACGUCCAUGUGGGCUCUUCCCACGGCAUUGCGCAGAGACCCUCUCCCAGAAGAAGCAACAGUCCUGAUAAAUUUAAACGUCCAACGCCCCCACCCUCCCCCAACACACAGUCUGGGGUGCAGCACCCACCCCCGCCGCCUCCGCAGCCAAUGGCAGUGCAGUCCUCCUCUUCCCAGCAUUCAGUGCACCCUCCCUCACAGCCUUAGAGCAUGGCCUGCAGCUGCGGACUGGGACAGAGCAAGUCACCCGAAGCCAAAGGCUUACCCGUCAUGUAUGGAGUUGACGUACUUGCACUGAUAUUAUAUAGGCUUCACUGUUAACUGUGUUGUAAAUGUUUAGAAUGCAGCCAGUGUUGUGGCAGUGCGACACUAAACCCCAGCAACACAUUCUCGUCAGUGCUUACUGGAACUACGCCUGUUUUCAUUUAUUUUUAUUUUUAAUUUUUUCCAUUUCGGAUGCAUCGGAAAUGUUUACCACUCCAUCUAUGAUAUGAAACAUAUAAUAUUCAAGUUUAAAGCCGUUGAGGUCUGAUGAAAAAGGGAACCCAUAUCUAUAUCUCCCUGUACAGCUUCAAGUCGGACAGACCCCAGAAUUAAUUUGCAGUGUCCCUGCAAGGAUAUUAGAUUCCUCAGCUAUUGUAGAUUGAGCACUACAUUUGAAAUGCACAGUGUUGAUAAAUACUGAUAGACACCCCCGCUAGUUGUCAUUGUUCGUGUCAAUGAUUGAAAUGCACAGUCCCUUUGCGUGUAAAACGGAGUGCUUGAAAUAUCCUCAUUUGGGUUGGGAAAAAAAAAUGCAUUCAUCCUGCUAUAAAAACGAUAUAAAUAUACACAUUCAAGGUACGGCAGAACAAGAAAAAUAAUGUAGUUUAAAAGCUUGUAUAAUAUGAUCUUUUUUCUUAGUGUGGGAAUUCUUGAUAUUAUUUAUGUAAAUGUGCAAAAAUGCAUUUAUCCAUAUGAAAUCAUUGAUCACAAAGUUGUUGUUCUUUUUUUUUUUUUUUUUUUUGAACACAUUUUCUGUCCUGAAUGCUCCUAAUAGAUUCUCCAAGGAAAGUCAUCAUUGCUUCUGAGAAACACAAAAAAGUUGGUGCGAUAACAGCAUUGCAGACUGAGCUGCACAAGCAGUCCAGUAGAGCUCUCAAUGCAGGGGUCUAUCAGAAAGAUUCAAAAAUUAACUGUGUCCUGUUCACUGUUUAGCUGUGUUUGGUAAUUCAAGUAGUACAUGGCUGACAAAGCUGACAAGUGUAGAAUACUUUGGUUGUGACAAUGUUCAUGCAUUCUUUGCACCAUUAUGAGACGUGGCUGAGUUAGCAGUGGACAGAGUACUUGGGUUUUUCAAAUAAGGGAUUCUAAGGCUAACAACAACAUGCUGCUGGCUGAUAUUUACGCUAAACCUUUAAACACAUUAUGUCUCUGCUUAACUCUGAAAUUCCAUAAAGGAAAGCACUCUGAAAAAUGAACAUUGAAUUUUUACAGAAAAAAACAUUAGGAUUCUCAGCUGUGACUUGCGUCCUUUACCUAGUCUGGUUCUUGCUUUUGGGUUAUGAAUAUUUCAAUAUUUCAUCAAUAUUUCAGUGUCUGUGUAAUUGCUAUCACUGUGAUCUUGCUGAAUAUCUUGUAGAAUAGCUCCAUGAUCCUCAGAUCAUUGUUAAAUACUGCUAUGGUAAAUGGUAAACUACAUUACUUGCAAUAAUGGCACGAGUGAACAUACCAUGAGAGAGAGUGAGAGUGAAAGUGAAAGUGAGAGUGAGUGGGUAUACGUACAUGUGUUUUUAAGCUUUGCAGAACUUUGUUGAAUUCUCAAAAAUAGUACAUCAGUAAUCAGUCUUAAACUUUGAUUUCGUCCACCAUGUUGCUAACUGACAUCUGAAAGAAGGUAAAUAAGUUAAAUGAGGAAGCAUUUAGCACUUAAGUUGUGUCUUAAGUCCUGUGUAUCAAAUAACCUACAUAUUCUAAGUGGCUUUGAGGGCACUUGCAAAGCAAACCGAAAUUUGUGGUCUUUUGAUGAUACCUGCCAGUUACCAUAAUACUGAGGGUGAAAUGCACAAUUUCCACCUUCAUUUACUGCUAUGGUGACUCUGCCCUCCACUCAUUGUUUAGCACCAUUGUAUACAGUUUUGACAUCAAGUAUUUUCACUUAAGAUUUGGGGCUUAUGUUGGAAUCUAUUUCAUCAACAUCAGUGGGGAUGUUUUAUAUACAGGGUGCCAGGCACUCAUUCUUGAUUUCCUUUUCUGUUUUUUUUGUCUUUUUUUUUAUUUCAUGUUGUAAAUAUGCUUAAUUUCAUUGUUAUAAGAAAUCGUUUACCAGUGAAGUGUUCAUAUACAUUUCAUAGUUUUACCAGACCCAUUCACAAGUAUUUUUUUUUCUGUUGAAUUUAGGUUGAUUUUUGGGGUGGGGGUGUUUAUAUCUUCAACAGACUGUUGACAAAUGAAUGUAAAGUUUGCUCAUGUUUUACUGCUAUCAUUAAUGGAUGGAACACCUUCGAGCCUUAACUCACUGUGGUAUUGCUCACCGUCAGCAUUAUCUAGCUUUUCCCCACAUCAAUAAUUAAAGCCUUAAUAUGUGGUAUGAUCAGUGUUUUGGUGUAAAUGGUCCUACUCUGCAUGUCUUGCAUAGUAUCUUGGUCAAAUGUUUGUGUCCUCAGGGCAUGAGGUUUGUCCGUUAUAAGCUGGUCUUCCUGAUUAUCUACAUUUUAUGGAGGUCGAAAGGUUGUAUCAGUGUGGAACACUGGGGACUGCUCAGCCUCAUUAUUUUCUUAGCCCUUAGCCUUGGACAAACAUUUGACUGGGGACUUGGGAUUGUGACACAAUUCAGUACACAAGUACAUAUGCUAUGUUUGUAUGUGUGUGCAGGGAAAAUCCCCAGGCCCGAGCCGAACUAUGGAGCCCGAACAGUGUACCCUCCGACCCCCUUAACAGCGGCCCUGUGUGUGUGUAUCAUGUAUGUGUUGCUUGUCUCACAGGCAUUGCAAGUAAUGUGGACUCAGAAUUGUUGUUUGUGCAAGACAUGCCAUGUCUCUCUUUAGAGCUUUUUCCUGCGGCACAUGAAAAUCUCCAUAGCUUUGCUGGCCUUUCAUGCCUAUACCAAUGUUGGGCCUGGGUCAAAUGUGUAAUUGUUUUGGAUUUAAAUGUUUUUCUGUGCUCGAUUAAUCUUGCCUGGUACAAUUCAGCCAACCAAUUUUGUAGGUUCCAAUUCACCAGACAAGCUCAGUAAAGCAUAGAAACGUAUUUAAAUCCAAAAUGAUUACCUGUUUGACCUAGGUCUGACCUACAUUACUCUGAAAUUAAAGGGACUUUCCUUUUCCACAUGUACUCUUCACCCUGGUGUAGUUAUACUGUUGUAUAAAUGUAUCAUUUACACAUGCUUUUCUCCCCAGCUUUAGUAGAUUAAACCGUAUUUAAUCUUA
Messenger RNA from Conger conger (European conger), 4665 nucleotides. RefSeq names its product coiled-coil domain containing 6b (gene ccdc6b). The record is from RefSeq and is a predicted model, not a curated record. The transcript is spliced from 9 exons. Lineage: Eukaryota; Metazoa; Chordata; Actinopteri; Anguilliformes; Congridae. Bases 113 to 1465 code for a protein of 450 amino acids.